UGUAUUUUUUUUAAAAACAUUUUAUGUAAAAUAUGCCCGAAAAAUAAUUCUUGCUUUUAUGACUUGAGAACGUUCGGAAAAAUUUGAAGUCGGGGUGACGGAACAGUCAACUAGUGCAGAAGCUCAGUCGUUUUUACCAGGAUAUGGAAGGGUUGCUUUGCUGCUUAACACUAGAAGAGAGAAGAUAGAAUAACCAGUAAAAAUCUGUCACAUGCGAACUCAGGUGGACAAUGGUGUGUCAGGGCCAGGAGGUCAUUGGUUUGGAUUGCCUGUACUUUAGAGGUAACAGAACCCUAAAAUACAUUUUGGCGCCUCCGGAACAAAGGCACCAUUUUGGUACAGGUGAAGCCCUGUUUAUCGUAAACGGUAUCGUUAAUGGGUCUGUCACUUUGCCCUCCGGAUCUCCGUACAACAGUCCCUCAGAGGUCCAGUGGAGGAUUGACAGGAGUUUAAUCGCCUUUUAUUUUGCGCCGGACACUGUGACGAUGGACACUAAGAGAUUUGGGGACAGGUUACGUCUGAACACGAAAGACGGUUCUCUUCUAAUCAACCGGGCACAGAUGGGCGAUGCGGACACGUACACCGUGACAGUCUCUCAAGGCAAAAGCAAACACAAGGCUGAAGUAAAGCUGAUGAUCUAUGAACGGGCAGACAUGCCUAACCUGGAGGUUCUGACCAACACGUCAGGGCCUCGGUUCUGCAAUGUGUCUGUGAGGUGCGCUACCAUCGAUGGCCUCUGGGUGGAGUCGCUCUGUCAGCUUACACAGGGCAAACUUGUGUGCCAGGAGACAGCCAGGAAUGACUCCGCCCACUCAGCGCUGUUACUGAUCACGGUAACCAGAGACGCCAUCAACUGUAGCAGCAGCAACCCCGCCAGCACAAGCUCCGCCCCCCUGCUUCCUGUUAAACAGUUCUGCCCAGCCACUGUGCCGGGUAAGGAAUGAAUGUGUCUCGACCAAUCAGAAUAAGAGACUACUGAAGCACUGAAUUCCCAUAG
Anguilla anguilla (European eel) is the source of this 997-nucleotide messenger RNA. RefSeq lists its product as uncharacterized. The record is from RefSeq and is a predicted model, not a curated record. The transcript is spliced from 3 exons. Bases 231 to 944 code for a protein of 237 amino acids. Lineage: Eukaryota; Metazoa; Chordata; Actinopteri; Anguilliformes; Anguillidae.